Messenger RNA from Paramuricea clavata, 10850 nucleotides. Lineage: Eukaryota; Metazoa; Cnidaria; Anthozoa; Malacalcyonacea; Plexauridae. The record is from the annotation of a GenBank genome assembly.
AUGCCGGCGUUCUAUCUGUUCACCAGGAGUUGCUUCGAGUGUCAUCUAACGAUAAAGUUUUUACAGAGAAGAGUUGCGUAUUAUUCGAACUCGACUGCAACAUUUAAUCCAUUGAAGAAGUCUAUAUUAUUGAGCAUGGAUAUCCAUCCUAAUCCUGGCCCUAAUAUAACUACAACGGUUCAACCUGAUUUUGCAAGCGUCUCUCGUGUUCGAUCAUCUGGAACGUCCUUGCAUAACAACAAGCUUCAGUGUAGUCUUGUUAAUUGUCGUUCUAUAUGCAACAAGAUUGAUGAGUUUCACGGUCUGGUUUAUGGCAAUAACUUGGAUAUUAUUGGCGUAACUGAGACAUGGCUACGAGCAGAUUAUUAUAACGAGGAAAUAUUGCCCUCCGAUAACUAUACAAUCUAUAGGAAGGAUAGAGCUAAUUACCGCAGAGGGGGUGGUGUUUUACUGGCCGUUAAAGCUGAUAUUCUCUCGUAUAGGAGAAUUGAUCUUGAACCGACGGAUUCAGAGAUUCUUGUGUGUGAACUUUAUCCUUUGAAUCGAAGGAAAUUUACAGUGUGUAUCUGUUAUCGUCCUCCUGAUUGCAAUUUGUUUUUCGACCAUUUUGAUAUUCUAUUAAACAACUUACGAGAAGCUUCGAACAGAAUUUGCAUAAUCGGUGACUUUAAUAUGCCACAUAUAAAUUGGAACACUGUCGUCAACAUCACAAAUUCUGCCAAUGGGAAUAGAUUUUGUGACCUUAUACAACUAAAUUUUCUUACCCAAGUAGUUUGCGAACCAACUAGAAAGAGUAAUGGCAGUCAGUCGACUUUAGACCUGGUUUUCAGUAAUCAUCCCGAUGACAUUUGCAACGUUAAAGUAGAGGCAAAUCUUGUGACUUCUGAUCAUUCAGUAGUUAGCUUUGAUAUACUUACAAAAGUUCAACGCGUAAAAAAAAUUAGUCGUAAUGUUUACAAUUUUAAAAAGGCGGAUUUAGAAGGUCUUAAAUUAGCAUUACAAUGUAUCCCAUGGGAAACCGCAAUGUUUGAAGACGAUAUUGAAAGUAGUCUUGUCUGCUGGCAGGACCUAGUCCUUACAUGCAUUGAUGAAUAUGUUCCCAAAAUCAUAAUAAGAGAUUCGAAUAGACCUCCAUGGAUAGAUGCUGAAGUAAUGCAUUUGAUCAGGAAGAAGAAUAGAGUCAGGCGCAAGGCUAAGUUGAUUGAUUCUCCAUAUCAGUGGGAAAAAUUUAGAAAUAUUAGGCAUCAUGUUAAGAAGCUAAUUAAAUUUAACAAACGCAAUUAUUUAGAUGAAUUAGGUCAUUCUUUAAAAACCAAUCCAAAAAAAUUCUGGUCUUAUUACAAAACAAUUACCAAAUCUAACAGAAUUCCUGGAAAAGUGUCAUAUGGAUUAGUUCAGGCAUCUAAGUUAAAAGAUCAAGCUAAUUUAUUUAAUGCCUUUUUUCACUCAGUGUUCAAUCCUUCUGACUCUACCAAUUUAAUACAAUUACCUGAGCUUAGUUAUAAUGUUGAACAUGAAUUAUCCGAACUUGUGAUUGAUAGCAAUGCUGUUUGUAGAGAGCUUAAAUUACUCGAUAUUAACAAGGCAUCAUUAGGAUUGCCUUCUAAAGUAUUGCGUGAAUGUGCUGACGAAUUAUCGCCCUCUCUAUGCAAAUUAUUUAAUAUGUCAUUGAGAAAUGCCACUUUUCCCAAUAAGUGGAAGGAAACUGACUUGGUUCCAAUUCAUAAAUCUGAAUCUAGGUCAGUGGUACCCAAUUACAGAGGAAUAUCUCUUCUUGAUAUAUUGUCUAAGUUGUUGGAGAGGCAAGUGUAUAAUGGGAUGUUUGGUGUUAUAGAACAUUAUCUAUCCAAGUGGCAGUAUGGGUUUCUUCCGGGAAGGUCUACUGUUUGUCAGUUAAUAGAGGUAGUACAUCAAUUUGGUGAAGCACUUGAGAAUAAACGCCAAAUUGAUGUUAUAUAUCUAGAUUUUAUAUAUCUUUAUCAAAAGCCUUUGAUAAAGUUCCACAUGUCAAACUCUUGCACAAACUUGAAUCAUUAGGUAUUAGGGGAUCUUUACUAUCUUGGUUUAGAUCUUACUUGACAGGAAGAAAACAUAGAGUAGUAAUUAAUGGUGAGCAAUCUGAAUAUUUACCAGUGACCUCGGGGGUGCCACAGGGAUCAAUUUUGGGGCCUUUGUUGUUCCUUAUUUAUAUUAACGAUAUGCCUAAUUGCAUAUCGGAGAAAACAAGCCUCCCACUUUUUGCCGAUAAUUCAAAGUGUUUCCGUUUGAUUUUGGGACAGGAAGAUGGUAUUAGAUUGCAGGAUGAUUUGAAUAAUGUGUUAGAUUGGGCUCAUACCUGGGGAAUGGAAUUUAAUUAUGCUAAGUGUAAGGUUUUAAGAAUUGCGCGUAUUAAGAAACCAUAUAAUAUAGAUUAUUUUCUUGGCGGUAAGAAAUUGGAACGAGUUCUUGUCGAAAAAGAUCUCGGUGUUCUAGUAACAUAUAAUCUAAGCUGGAAUAGCCAUGCCGUUGAUUGUAUUACUUCCAAGGCUCAUAAAAUAUUAAAUCUUUUAUACCGUACCUGUAAGGAUAUAAGUGAUAUUAGCGUAAAAAGAGAAUUGUUUAUAACUUGGGUUAGAUCACGUUUGGAGUAUGCCAGUCCUGUUUGGUCUCCUCAUACCAAGAGAAAUAUUAUAUCAAUUGACCAUUUGCGUAAUAGACUAAAUUUUGAUCUCAACAAAAAUUUCAUUACAGCUUGAAAGAGCAUCACAAAAUUAGUAAUAUUCCAAAGUUUCGUUACAAAAUGUUGUAAAAUGCGGAAAAUAUAGCCUUGCGAAAUUUGCAAUUUUCAGUAAUUUUAGAUUACAAACCGGAAAUUGACAGCCUCGAAGGGUUUGGGGCUGUCAAUUUCCCGUUUGUAAUCUAAAAUGACUGAAAAUUGCAAAUUUCGCAAGGCUAUAUUUUCCGCAUUUUACAACAUUUUUCAACGAAACUUUGGAAUAUUACUAAUUUUGUGAUGCUCCUUCAAGCUCUGAUUAAAUUUUUGUCUAAACAUGUUUAGUUCAAAAUUUAGUCUAUUACGCAAAUGGUCAAUUGAACAGGUUCAAAGAAAAGCCACCAGGUUUAUUGUAGGCAGAGAUUUUAAUUGCAAUGACCGCCUUGUUAAAUUGAAUUUUAUUCCUCUUGUGUAUCGGAGAGAAAUUAGUGAUCUUGUAUUUUUCUAUAAGUGUUUUAAGGGUAUGUAUAAUACCGAUAUCUUUCAGUACAUAUCCUUUCGUUCUUGCACUAGGCCACUCAGAGGCAUUGACUAUUUAACUUUAAAUGUCCCAUUUAGCAGAACAGAGGCAUUUAAAAAUAGUUAUUUAGUCCGAAUAUGUCGACUGUGGAAUGAUUUACCACUUGGAAUAAGAGAGUCAGAUAGGCUCUCCGUAUUUCGACGUAGUUUAAUCUCGACAUAUUAUGAUAAAUUUAAAGCAUUGCAUGUGUGAUGUAACUUAGUUUUUCAGUAUUUCCAUAGACUUGUAAUAUUAUAUAUGCAUAGUUUCUUAAUUCAUUUAGUAUUUAACUAAUAUCGACUAUUGGCGGUUUAAGUAUUAUGGAAUCUUGAAUUCUGUUUUAAACCGACCGCAAAUGACAUUCAUAAUUGGUAAAUAUUAUAAUGUUCAUUUCAAAUUUGAUUAAAUUAAAUUUACUAUUGGUCUGUACUGUCACUCUUCUUUCGCUGUAGGGGUUAGCGUAGUCAAAUAAAGUUUUACCUACCUAUACCUACCUAUACCUUUAAAUAAAAUUUGAGAAUAAUAGUACAGUGAAUGAUCCAGUGGAAUGAUCACACAUAAAAAAGAAUUCGCACAAAGCAAUUCAAAGCUCCAGUUUUAGUUUAAUGCGUUUACCACUCUGAAGUGGACCUGCAGUGGACCUGCAGUGGACGGAGGGCGUGGGAUGCUUCACCCUGAAAGUGUCACCCCCAAAUACGCCAAAGCUCCGCUGCCUAGUAAAUCAACCAGACAGCCAAUGGCGUAUAGUGUAUAGUGUAUAGUGUAUAGUGUAUAGUGUAUAGUGUAUAGUGUAUAGUGUAUAGUGUAUAGUGUAUAGUGUAUAGUGUAUAGUGAUGGCGUGCGCGGCUGCUACAUUAUCGUUCUUUUCAUAUUUUUAAAUAUUUUUUCCAGCCUAAAGCGCGGGGCCCCUUGAAUGCGCGGGGUCCCGCGCGACAUAUGCCCGCUUCUGCCACUUCUGCCAGCAUGGUGCUUUAUUUGUCAACCUUAGGAAUAAAUAUAACUUAAUAGUUUGACAGUGAGUGACGCAUCUAGAACUACAGAAAUGCAUUGUUGUCUAAACAUUUUCGCCAUAUUAAACAGUUUUAUUAAAAGUUAGAAUAUUUUAGUCAAAUAUAUAACAUGCCUAGCUGUUGGGUUGCCUAUGAUCAAACUUAGAUUUUUACGCAAACCCUAAACUUAGCCGUUAUUACGGAGUUUAAAGCUACGUUUACACGCUGCGAUUAAUCAUGUACGAUUCGUAUUCUGGCGUAUUCAAAUGUGUGCUGGCGCCAUAAUUCAUUGCCGUUUCGUUAAAAAGAAAUUUCAAAUGUAGCCAGCUUAUGCGUGUUCACUCAUGACAUACGCCAGAAAACGAACCGUAUACAAAAUUAAUCGCAGCGUGUGAACGUAGCUUAAGAUGCACCAAAUCUGCGACGCGGACGCGACUAAAAAACAGUCUUAAUAGUUGGAGACUGGUUUUACUUUGUUUUUCUCGUGUCCCUGGCUUUGUUUACCAACAACAAUCCAUAGUUUUUACCCGUGAAGUGAAACUGUGAUAAUAGCGGCAGUUUUUCGUCACGUCCACGUCGUCAAGAUUUGGUAUAUCGAUCUUAAGCUCCCUAUUAUUAGGCAUUACGACACUGGCGAACUUGCGCUUUAAUCGCAAUUAGUUUUUAUCUUGCUUCAGGCCUGGUUACAAGACAAGAAAUAACACUGACUGUCAGGCUUUAGACAAUAUUAUUCUUCCAUUUGCAUUAGUGUGUAUAGAUCGAACAUGACAUUAUAACCAUAAGAUGCCUUGGAGGUUUUUCGUUAACACAGGAUUAAGUAUAGGUUAUUUUGAGGCAACGAGGGGAUAUGUGAUUUAUUCACAGAGGCGCGCAGCGCCGAGGUGAAUAAACACACAUCCCCGAGGUGCCUCAAAAUAACGUACUUAUUUUUCACAUUGCGAGGUCGCGUUCGAGGCGCGUUAAUGAGUCAGAAUAGAAAUAAUUCUUAAUUCCAAUAUUGCCUUCGUUAUGUUUUUUUUCUCAUUUUUUGUGCUGCAAAGACAUUGCAGGUGAAUAUUAGAGGGGAUUAUUAAACGGAAAUUGAUUAGAGGGGAAUAUUGAAUAUAUCCCCCGAUAAACAAAGGAAACCGAGCAGGGUGAAAAAUAAGGUAUAUUAAUCGGCUUUAGAGUAACCGGUCCCUGAUAUAUUAACCUCAGUUUUUCAUUUGAUCUUACUUUUCUCAGGCAACAACAACGUACAAAGAUAAAGUGACUUCACUCGACAAUAGUACAGUACAAGCGGGUGAUAUCAAGGGUACCAUGAAAAACUUGACCGAGUUUAUGGAAAACAGAAUAUAUGAUCCCUGGAGUGUGACUGAUAAAAAUACAAACGUUCGAGUGAUUACAAAGAGUACGAAAAAGGUCUGGGCGAAAGUUCAGAAGGCUGAGCGGAUGAACGUGUUGGGAAUGAUCACCUGUUCAAUAGCAUUUGGCAUCGCGUUAAGUAGACUGGGACCUGAAGGUCGUGCGUUGAAAGAGUUGUUUGAAAUCUGCAUGAAGAUUGUAAUGUCGUUGAUUGGCGGGAUUAUGUGGUGAGAUUAAAGUUUCUCAUUUAUUUGUUUGGCUGUUGAUCUUGCUGCACUGUCUUAAAAUCUUUGACUGGGUAUAACACUACAGCGCAAGCAGGGCAGCCCAGAGAAAUUCGGGGGCCCGGGGCAAAUUUUUCAUUUGGGGCCUAAUUUUUCCACGGGAUGGAAUGUUUUUGGAACCCUAAACAGUAAAAAAGGGUUCAAAUUUUUUUUCAAACCCCAACUAGUAAAAAGUGGUCCAAAAAUAUUAUUCAAACCCUAACUCUUUUCAUUUUAGAAUAUUCCCGAAAAUUUUACACUUCCCACAAUUUUCUGCAAAUUCUUACUUUUUUCUGUGUGUGUGUGUGUGUGUGUGUGUGUGUGUGUGUGUGUGUGUGUGUGUGUGUGUGGGCUUUAACUAGGGACCCAGACAAACACACACCCCAGGGAAGCCUGUUCUGACAAAUGCGCCCCCCCCCCACGCCUCCUUUGAAUGAAAACACGUUAGAUUUACUUCUAUUUCUUAAGCGUUCCGCUUUGAGUGGGAUAGAUAGAUAGAUAGAUAGAUAGAUAGAUACUUUAUUGCGUGUUCCCCUAAGGGCUUUUCAACACUACAUUACAUAUUAAAAUUACUAUAAAUUACUUCUAAAACUACCUAUGUUACAUAUACUUAUUUAAAAUUAGUUAAAAUAUGUACAAAGAGUAUGAAAUAUUAAAUGUAUUUAAUAGGAUUCUUUUAGUAAAAUCAUCGGAUAGUGGCGAUGAAGACAACUAAAAAUAAUUAGGUCAAAAGAUGCUUCUUUGCUUCCAAUAAAGUUUAAAUAAAACUCCAUGAAUACAUAUUUUCGGUAGGAUAUGUGCAUGCGAGUAUCAUCCCAGAGAGAAUUGCGAGAACAUUCAAGAAACUGUAAUUGCGAGAACAUUCAAGAAACUUUUAUUGUUGCGUUGCUCCUUAUUUAUAUGAAUGUCUUGCACCAUAAUCGAUAAUUGACCACACGAUCUCAGCUAAUGUGAAAGCAAGGUUGAUAUGAAAACUGCGUCACCAAAGAUCGAGAAAUUAAUAGUAGGAAGGAACGGAAUCCACUGUGCCCUUGUAAAGUGCGGUAACGAGGUUUUUGAUUUCUCUUCUGAUAUAUACACUUUUGUUACACGUAUUUCAGGAUAUCUCCCCUUGGCAUAUGUAGUUUGAUAGCUGGCAAACUUGUUGAGAUGGAAGACAUUGCCAAGACAUUUGAAUCUCUUGCAUACCUAAUCGUGACUACUAUAACUGGAAUCGCUAUACAAGCUUUGAUCGUCUAUCCAACGAUAUAUUUCAUUUGUGUGAGGAAAAAUCCAUUCAGAUACAUGUUUAAUAUGCAGGCAGCAAUGUUCACAGCUUUUGGAACGGAUUCCAGGUAACAUAUAGCCCACGUCACUUGUGAGAGAAAAUAGUCUGGGUACGAGCUUGCCUGUGUCAUAGACUCUAGGUAAUAUAUGGCAAGUGAUUGUGCUUUUCACACUUUAAAGUGCUUAACUACUCAUAGGAAGAUGAGUGAAUGUUGUUUACUUUUAGUGUCACAUGGUGCUAUAUUUGAAACUUCUGUUUAAAACUGAGAGUCGACAGUGGCGGAAUACACUGAGUGACAGUUUUUGCUCAGUUAAACCAGAUUUACUUUCUUAUAGGUUCAAGAAACUAGAAACGCGCGGUUUAAUUCAAUUGCAGAAAUUUUUUGUACACCAAAAAGAUACUGUAUUAUGAGAUACAGCUGUAUAUAAUGCAAAAUGGCGUAAAGUAUAUUGAAUCGCCUGUACGCGCAAUCAUGAACCAUUUCCAAAUUUUAACUUAAUUUUUUUAGCGCUGCAACUCUACCUGCUACAAUAAAGUGUGUCAAAGACAUCAACAAAGUUGAUCCAAGAGUAGCUCAUUUUGUUUUGCCAAUUGGAGCAACUGUCAAUAUGGAUGGAACAGCGCUAUAUGAGGCGGUUGCAUGCAUUUAUAUAGCGCAACUGAAUGGUUACAGCUUUGGCAUUGGAAAAAUCUUGAUAACAGUGUAAGUAAACUAUUAUUAUAAAAUAAAGAAAUCCCUACAUGAUUAUGGUGGGAACGCGAAACUUCUUUCUAUUUCGCAAAAUGCAAAUUUUUCGUCUUCAACCGCAUCGCGGAGGCUUCAUUUUGCUAAUUCCUUACUUGCGUAGAACGCAGUAACAUAAUUAAGAUUUCCAGGUUGAGUUGAUAUGACAAAUUCACGGUUGGAUCGGUUAGCCAUUCAGAAACCAUGAAUAUUUUAAAUAAAUAAUAAAUAUCUGUCACCACUCUUCAAUAGCAUACAAUCCCAGCAAAUGGAAACUAUGCAAUUAUUAUUAGGACUGAGUAUUAGCAAUAUCAUUUUUCUUCUAUAGCUUUUGCUCAGUUGCUGCUUCAGUUGGAGCGGCUGCAAUCCCUUCUGCCGGUUUAGUGACAUUGCUUAUGGUGUUGGAAGCUGCUGGCUUGCCCACAAACGAUGUUGGAUUGCUCUAUUCAAUCGACUGGUUUUUGUAAGUACAAAUUGAAAAUAUAUUGUACGUAAAAUUUGUACGUGAUUUUUCCCACGACAAAUUGAUACGUAACUCAUGCCCCAUGCCCUAUCCAGGCAAUUAUGCUUCUCCUGAUUCUUUUUUAUCCCACCGAUUCACCAACCCGUUUCUGUCGCACCAGAAUUAUUAUUACCGAGAACCUUGGAGAAAUUUACCCGCAUUGAAUCCUUUAAUGGAAAUUCCAACCCCUAUAUGGUCACAAUAUCCAAAUCCCUAUCCUCCAGCCAUACAACUCCCAAUGAGUUACCCAAAUCAGUACCCUUCACCCCUGAUGAUGAAUUACACCAGACCGCCCAGGCGUUGACAGGUGAUUACGAUUCAUCCAAGUCUGUUUGUCCCUUCCUUAACAAUGUUACCCAUAAAACUACUCAACUAAAUAAGAUACCCGUCAGAAUUACUCCACGCACAAGACAGCACAGUCAUAUAAAAUCUCUUAGGCAUUGCAGCACUUUGAGACGUAUACAAGUUUAACUUAAUAAAACUGCUCGGAGUCAACCACGCUUAAUUCCAUGUUGCUCAGUGUUGAACGCCAGAUCUAUUGCUAAACCUGAUGCUUUUCCUGCUUUGUGCGCAGCCAUUAAGUGCAAUAACAUAGAUGUUUGUUGUAUAACCGAAACAUGGCUCAAACCGACUAUACCUAGCUCCCUCCUUUGUCCUCCCAAUUUUUCCGUCAUUAGAAAGGAUAGAACUAACUGUCGAGGAGGUGGUGUCGCGAUCUUAUGCAGGAAUGAUUCGAGAAUGCAGUUACUACCUGAUUUGGACAAUCCAUUCGAAUGUUUAUGGACAAAAAUUAUUACACAAAACUCUGAAUUCUUUGUUGCAACUAUUUACCACCCACCUGACUAUGAGUAUAAUGAGCAAGACCUUAUCGAAUUCCUUAUUGACUCGUACGAACAACUAUUGUUAUCUAAACCGAAUUCAAAUAUAAUAAUUGCUGGUGACAUUAACAAUUUAAAUAUUCGAUCUGUUCUUAAUCAACUUCCAUUUACCCAACUCGUUAAGACCCCUACGAGAGGACUAAAAAUAUUUGAUGUCUUUAUUACAAAUGUCCCAAACUAUUGGAAAUCUGUUAAAGUUGUAAAAAGCUUGGUGAGAUCCGACCAUGAUAUGGUUAUCACAUACCCCCGAAACAUAGUUAAAGCAAUAAGGACAAAUUCCUAUUUCAGAGAUGUGAGACAACAUCAUCAAUUGAAUAUGCUUCGUGAACUUGAAUCUAUUGAAUGGAACACGAUAAUUAUGAAUAGUCAUAACCUAGAUGAGAUAACCCUAAAAUUUUAUGAAAUAAUAUGGCCAAAAUUCGAUAAGAGUUUCCCAUUAAUUAAGGUCAGAACGUCAUCACGCAACCCUCCGUUCAUGUCUCCUCUUGUGAACCACCUUCUGAAUCAAAGGAAAAGAGCCAUACAAAACGGAAAUACUGAAGCAAAUACACGAUUGCAAGAAAAAAUCAACAAGUUAAUUAGGGAAAAUCAAUUAAGUGCAGUCAAACAGGAGUUUGGCAACCAGAAAACUGGAUCAAAAAGUUGGUGGUCUAACGUAAAUAGCAUUACCUCGAGAAAAAAGAAACAAGAUGUAUCUGUAAGUGCUUUUCUUAACCCUCGUGAAAUUAACAAAUAUUUUCAAAGUGUGAAUACGGACCCAAAUUAUACGACUCCCGAGCCUCUUCAAAUCUCCGAAGGAACAAGAAUCCCUUCGUUGUCAAUUCAUGAAGUUCAACAUCUUUUACUGAAUCAAAAAACGCUCUUCAUCGGUCCGGACAAUCUGCCAUAUUGGUUUUGGAAAUCGUUUGCUAUUGAAUUAGCUUCUAUUGUCACAGAAAUUUUUAACAUGUCACUAAAAACCAGCAAAGUACCUCAGAAAUGGAAAUCCGCUGAUUUAUUACCACUCCCUAAAGAAUCACCAUUAAAUUCGUGCAACCAGUUAAGACCAAUCUCUCUGACGGACAUCAUCAUGAGAAUAUUCGAGAAGUGCGUGUAUAAAUCUGAAAUCGCACCUAUCACAAGAAAUAACAUUGGUCCUGACCAAUUUGCUUAUAAAAGGGUCACAACUCGACUAUGGCCCUGAUUAAAUCCCAACAUCAAUGGCUAGAGUGGCUGGAUAAAAACGCUAAUUAUGUUAGAGUGCUGUCCUUCGAUUUCAGCAAAGCAUUUGACAGUGUACCCCACGAUCUUUUGUUUGAAAAAGUUAAAAAGCUACCCAUUAAUCCGUAUGUGGUGAACUGGAUAAUUAGCUUUCUAGAAAAUAGAAUACAAAGAGUAAAGGUUGAUGGACUUGUUACAGAAUAUUUAUAUAUUAAAAUCGAUGAUAUUAAAACUGCUGAUCCUAGUAAUGCGUUAGUCAAAUUUGCUGACGAUUUGACGUUAGGAGUGCCUGGCAACGAAAGUGGUGACACAUCUCGAUCUGAAGCUGCCUGUUUACAGGAUUGGGCGGAAGAGAAUAGAAUGCCCUUACUUAAACUUGGAAAAAACGUACGAAAUGGUUGUUCGCAGACACACCUCUGUAGUUUUGCCUGA